Molecule: messenger RNA, 333 nt
Organism: Indicator indicator
Lineage: Eukaryota; Metazoa; Chordata; Aves; Piciformes; Indicatoridae
Gene: CUNH19orf25
Product: chromosome unknown C19orf25 homolog
Exons: 2
Coding region: 1-333 (110 amino acids)
Source: RefSeq, a predicted model, not a curated record
AUGAGCUCCAAGGUCAAGCGGGUGCUGCCCACCCGCCCUGAGCCCCCCAGCGUGGAGCAGAUCCUGGCUGAUGUGCAGAGCACCCACCCCGGGGACCCCAUCUUCAUCCUCCCCACUGAGCCCAGUCAAGACCACGGCCCCUCCUCAGGCUCCCCCUCCAGCCCUGCUGAGGAGGAGAGGGAGAGGCUGUACCAGCUGAGCCGUUCCUACGUGGGGAUGAAUCAGCAGCUGCAGGAGGCCCGGGAGCGGCUGCGGGAGCAGCGGGAGGAGCUGCUGCGGGCACGGGCGGCGCUGGAACACGACAUCGCCCACAUGAGGCAGAAAGCCUGCUGA